Elaeis guineensis (African oil palm) is the source of this 784-nucleotide messenger RNA. The record is from RefSeq and is a predicted model, not a curated record. NCBI's taxonomy places the organism in Eukaryota, Viridiplantae, Streptophyta, Magnoliopsida, Arecales, Arecaceae.
AUGGGCUCGCUGAAUCCUCGACCUCUUGAUCUUAUGCUCUUCUACAAGAUGGAGAGGGACUUCUAUAACCGGCUUAUUAGAGAGUUGGGCCAGGUUCGAGAGAGUAUAGAGCUUGUCAUGGCCUUGUGGCUCUGGUUUGAGUCCAUUGGCCACCACGACUUCAUCCGGCACGUCGCCGCCUGCCAGGACGACGUCGUCCUCCGCUUCAUCGCCGAGGGCGAGGCCUGUCUGGAUCACCUCAUGGGCAACCGGGACCCCAGCCGGAGCGACGAGCUUCCCUUCACCAACUUCCUCAUGGCCGAGCCCAUAGACCUCCGGUUCUUCGAGUACCACCGGGACAUAGCAUUCGACGGGGUGCGGUUCUUCCUCGAGAAUGUGUGCCGAAUCAUCCUCGACGAUGCACUGAUGGAGAGGGUUGCCAGAGAUUCGAGCCACCCCGAUCACCGUCGAGUGCUCUCGAGCGGCGGCUUACGCAUUGGCGGACCCUGGUCCCCGGAAACGGAUCACACGCCGGAGGAGCAGAGGUCCAUGUUCAUCACAUUUUCCAUGGGGUACCCUAUCGCCAGAGAGGAUAUCAGAGACUUCUUUAAUACGCGAUAUGGGCCGUGCGUGGAGACCGUGAUGAUAGAGAAGGCGUCGGCAAGGCAGCGGCCGAUGUACGGGAGAUUGGUGUUUAGAAGUGCUUCGACGAUCGCGGUAGUGCUGAAUGGGCAGCAGACUGCAAAGUUUGUGAUCAAGGGGAAGCACCUGUGGGCGCGGAUUUAUCUCCCUCGCCGGAACUAGG